CUGAAAAAGCCGUGUGUGUUUAGUUUAACGUAUUCGUAUCUAACGUAAGAUGAAAUUAAGUUGUAUGGGUGUCGAUAUUAUGAUUUGUUUAUUGCUGUUCGGAUUUAAUAAUUUAAAAUGCGGUUCGGAUGACAUUGCAACGUGGAUGACCUAAUUAGCGUGUUCCCGUUGUGAUACAGAAAUGAGUUUGAAGAAUUUCGACGUAUCUGCGUUGCUGGUCCGGCAAAAUGAAAGCAAGCCAGUCGAAUCGAUUCUUGACUACGCCAAUAUCGAUCUGACCAAUGCCAUCGAGUGCAAGACGGACGAAGACUGCCCCAGUGACAGCACGUGUCCCAGUGGGAAUAUUCAGAUGGCCCACAAGUGUAUGUGCGUACAGGCGCUCACGCCCGCGAAGAAAAAUGAGACCUGUCGCGGAAGUACGGGUGAAGGAGAUCACGAUGGCCAAUCCGGUGUCAUCCGGUUUCCCUCCAAUUUUGGUCUGUCUGUCCACGGUCUGUCUGAUAACCACACAUUUGAAACUAACACGCACUCCUCGCAAACAAAGAGUGCUCGAUCUGAUCGCGCCGAUCAAGAGGAUCAGACAACCAACCUGACCUACAAAGUUGUGAUACCGUUGGCAGCAGUGUUCUUUUUGACAGCUGUUCUGUUGUUCGUGCUUAUCCGCCAUUUCAAAUGGUGCCAAAAGCGCAAGCGCACCAAGGCGACUGCAAUUGUUGUCGCCAGUGAAGGGGUGAAUUUGUUGGACAAAAUAAUUAUGGUGAAUAAAAACCCUACUUAUUUUGUCGGCAAUGCCGCAGGCGGGCCGUUACGGCUGUCGACGGUUGUAAACAUUCCUACAGACAGACUGAGGCUGAUGGAGGUCGUGGGGGAAGGGGCGUUCGGGCAGGUGUACAGAGGAGAGCUCGAGUCAGAUGACGAUGGAGCUACUAUGGUGGCUGUGAAGGUUCUUAAGGAAGGUGUCACGAACGAGGUGAGGGAGGACUUUGAGAGAGAGGUGGAGAUCAUGAGUGCCUUCGACCAUGAAAAUAUCCUCAAACUACUGGGGACGGUACAAACCGGCACGGAUGAGACGCCGUACAUGGUAUUCGAAUACAUGCUGCACGGUGACCUUGCGGAACUGUUAAGGAAAAAUGACCCCAGCAUACGACAGGAAAAGACACUUCUAUUGGAAAGGAUCGAUUUAAUUGAUAUCACAACACAAAUUGCAAACGGUAUGAAGUACCUGACGUCACAGCAUUUUGUCCACCGUGACCUGGCCACAAGGAACUGUCUUGUCGGUGAAGGGCUUACGGUAAAAAUAUCGGACUUCGGAAUGUCACGUGAUAUUUACACGUGCGACUAUUACAGAAUUGGCGGUUCGCGAAUGCUUCCGGUUCGCUGGAUGUCACCGGAAGCCGUUAAGUGGGGCCGCUUCACGACGGACUCGGACAUCUGGGCGUUUGGCGUCGUGUUGUGGGAGUCGUUCAGCUUUGGACGCCAGCCUUACUACGGCCACUCCAAUGAAGAGGUCAUCAAAUUCCUCGAAGAAAAUAUUCUUCUGCAGCGUCCGGAUGAAUGCCCGUCGGUUGUGUAUCACGUGAUGCUUCAAUGUUGGAAGAUAGAUCCGAAAGAGAGGCUUGCGUUCGACAGAAUACACAAAUAUCUGCAGGAAUACCACAAACAGUUGCAGAAAAACGUGGGAAAUGUCUCGUUCGAACUCGUGAACGAGUACGAGAUUCCCAUAUAGUUGGCGAGGUUGUUGUAAAAAUAGCUGACGUCGGUUUAUUCUCCAAGGCGAUGAUAAAACUAGAAGUUUCAAUUUUGCUGGACAAAAGGUUGAUGUGUGUUGUCUUUCAUUUACAGAGUUGAGCCCGGUAAGUAACAAAUAUGAAUAUAUAUUGAGACAUAGGAGCUAUGUAUGAUACAAGUUUCGACUUUUGCACGAUAAUUCUUCAGAAUGCCACGUUACUUAGAAUUUCGAAAUGUUGCUAUGGAACAAGAUAAUGAUUCUUAAAUCAGAGUGUAAUGAUAACAGUCUAGAUAUUUUUUAUUUCCCAGUGGCAUUCGACCUGUCUGGGAUAAUUAACUACAGUUACCCACGCUCAUAUAAUAACCUCGUGUUAUGUAUCUGUAAAUUCUAUCGCAUGUGUUUACUACAAUGUUUACGUGCAUAUAUAUUUGUUAUCAUGUUGUUUCAAUUGUUUAUUAUAAUGGAUUGGUGUAAUACUAGCAUUGCUUGUUCAAUUUUAUGAAUACAUACUGGACAUCUUAGCGGCCUUUAUCCACUCCGCAAAGAACAAUUGUGUUGCAUUCUGAGAAAACUAGGAUUAUUGCAUGUGCGAAAAGAUUCAUCCCAGAUCAGAGACGUCACUUUCCACUUUAUGGUAUUUUAAGUUUCAAGGAAGUCCCUUUUUACCAAAAAUCAAGUUAAUGUGGAAAGUGUGGUCCCUUAUUAGCCUGUGUGGUCUGCACAUGCGUAUCUCUGACGACACUUUACGCACAGGUAUUAUGCCCAGUUUUUCUCAGAACGCGACACAAUUAUACAUAAACAACAGGACUUCUGAUUCAGAGUUUUGUAUAGUCAUGUUUCAGAAGGAAAAAAACAACAAAACCAUGAGCCUGAAUUAUAUAAGACGAUCUAGUGCAGAAAUUAUUUUAAUAAUAAAAUGCAUGUAUAAACGCAUUACUUACUUAAAGGAGUUCUUCAUUGUAGUACAUGUCUCUAAAUAGUGUUUACACGCUAACGCAUUAAGAUUUUAUACUAUUUUGUGUUUUAGGAUAAAUCUAAGCAUGAUACCAUAUACUAUUCCGUCUGAAAGGUUUAAAGAGAAGUAAGCGGUUACUUACGACGUAGAAUGUUAUAAAAUGUUAUGCUUUUACAUACUUGUUUUUUUAUUUGUCUUAAGAAAUAAAAUCAUAAGUGAUUUAAAUGGCAAGAUGUAGAUUAUCAAAUAUUGUUCAAAAUGCUGUUGUUUUCAUAUAAAUGCAACUUUGUGUUCAUAUUUAUUUUCAAUUUUUAAAUCAGUCAUAUUAAUAGUGGCAAUAAUUAUUUGUGGUUUUACCGUAAAUAAAGCGAUAUAACUCCG
Dreissena polymorpha is the source of this 3065-nucleotide messenger RNA. Its product is annotated as tyrosine-protein kinase transmembrane receptor Ror-like. Lineage: Eukaryota; Metazoa; Mollusca; Bivalvia; Myida; Dreissenidae. Gene Ontology annotation, molecular function: transmembrane receptor protein tyrosine kinase activity; neurotrophin binding; ATP binding. The coding region runs from base 182 to 1726 and encodes 514 amino acids. The transcript is spliced from 11 exons. Gene Ontology annotation, cellular component: signaling receptor complex; axon; membrane. Gene Ontology annotation, biological process: cell surface receptor protein tyrosine kinase signaling pathway; protein phosphorylation; multicellular organism development. The record is from RefSeq and is a predicted model, not a curated record.